Molecule: messenger RNA, 1714 nt
Organism: Rhizopus microsporus ATCC 52813
Lineage: Eukaryota; Fungi; Mucoromycota; Mucoromycetes; Mucorales; Rhizopodaceae
Product: IMP dehydrogenase
Exons: 3
Coding region: 67-1653 (528 amino acids)
Biological process (GO): GTP biosynthetic process
Cellular component (GO): cytoplasm
Molecular function (GO): IMP dehydrogenase activity
Source: RefSeq, a predicted model, not a curated record
UUAGAAGGGGGGGUAAUAAUCCCCCCUUUUUUUUUAUAUCAAUAAAACCUCCUUCACUCAAAAAAAAUGUCUACUUUUCUUGAUUGUUCUACUGCAAAUGCUGUCUUGAAGGAAUAUGGUCGUAAUGAUGGCCUUUCCGUUGAAGCUUUGAUGGAUGAGCAACUCAGUGGUGGCUUGACUUAUAAUGAUUUCUUGAUCUUGCCUGGUUUUAUUGAUUUCUCUGCUGAUAAGGCUUCUUUGGAAUCAAAAAUCACAAAGAAUAUCACCUUGAAGACUCCUUUCCUUUCCUCUCCUAUGGAUACCGUUACUGAAGCCGAGAUGGCUAUUUCCAUGGCCUUGAUGGGUGGUAUUGGUAUUAUUCAUCACAACUGCUCCGCCGAAGAGCAAGCCAAGAUGGUUCGUACCGUCAAGAAAUUCGAAAAUGGUUUCAUCACUGACCCCGUCGUCUUGUCUGCUGACCACACUGUUGCCGAUGUUAAGGCUAUCAAGGCCAAAUCUGGUUUCUGUGGUGUUCCCAUUACAGAAAACGGCAAAUUGCACAGCAAAUUACUUGGUAUCGUUACUGCUCGUGAUAUUCAAUUCCACAAGGAUGACACUACUCCCUUGAGAGAUGUAAUGACAACUGACCUCGUUGUUGGCCGUGAAGGCAUUACUUUGAAGGAAGCCAACGAAAUCCUUUGCUCUUCCAAGAAGGGCAAGCUCCCUAUUGUCAAUGCUGAUGGUGCUCUCGUUGCCCUUUUGGCUCGCUCUGACUUGCUCAAGAACCAAAACUAUCCUAAUGCUUCCAAGGGCUCCAAAUCAAAGCAACUCUUGGUUGGUGCCGCCAUUGGUACUCGUCCUGAUGACAAGGAUCGUUUGACUCUCUUGGUCGAGGCUGGUCUCGAUGUCGUCGUCUUGGAUUCUUCUCAAGGUAACUCCAUCUAUCAAAUCGACAUGAUUCGCUGGAUCAAGCAAAACUACCCCAAGUUGGACGUUAUCGCCGGUAAUGUUGUCACUCGUGAACAGGCUGCCAACUUGAUCGAAGCUGGUGCUGAUGGUCUUCGUAUCGGUAUGGGCUCUGGCUCAAUCUGUAUUACACAAGAAGUUAUGGCCUGUGGUCGUCCUCAGGCUACUGCUGUCUACCGUGUGUCUGAAUUCGCUCGCAAAUUUGGUGUGCCUACUAUUGCUGAUGGUGGUAUCGCUAACGUCGGUCACAUCAUCAAGGCUCUCGCCUUGGGUGCAAGUGCUGUCAUGAUGGGUAGUCUCUUGGCCGGUACAACCGAAACUCCUGGUGAAUACUUUUAUCACGACGGUCAACGUUUGAAGCACUACCGUGGUAUGGGCUCCAUUGACGCUAUGAGCCAAAAGAGUGCUACCGGCAAGGACGGUAAUGCUGCCACCAAACGCUACUUUUCUGAAGGUGAUGCCGUCAAGGUUGCUCAAGGUGUUGUUGGUAAGGUCGUCGACAAGGGCUCUGCUCGUAAAUUCAUGCAAUACCUCAUCACUGGUGUUCAACACUCUUUACAAGACAUUGGUUGUCACAGCGUGAAUGAAAUGAAGGACAAGGUCUUUGCUGGUCAGGUUCGUUUUGAAAAGAGAACUGCUGCUGCCCAGAUGGAAGGUGGUGUUCACGGUCUUCAUUCUUUUGAAAAGAAAUUGUACAGUACUAAUUAAGCACAAUCCUUGUAAUAUAAAAAGCAUCAAUAAAUGAUAAUGCAUGUCUUCAUUUCACAUA